Messenger RNA from Umbelopsis ramanniana AG, 1729 nucleotides. RefSeq lists its product as uncharacterized. Lineage: Eukaryota; Fungi; Mucoromycota; Umbelopsidomycetes; Umbelopsidales; Umbelopsidaceae. The transcript is spliced from 5 exons. Gene Ontology annotation, cellular component: endoplasmic reticulum; membrane. The record is from RefSeq and is a predicted model, not a curated record. The coding region runs from base 62 to 1594 and encodes 510 amino acids. Gene Ontology annotation, molecular function: 1-acylglycerophosphocholine O-acyltransferase activity; 1-acylglycerol-3-phosphate O-acyltransferase activity. Gene Ontology annotation, biological process: glycerophospholipid biosynthetic process; lipid modification.
CUGUAGCUCUUUUACCAAAGUCUCCUUCCAUUUUUGAAGAGGUUGAGGUCGCUCACAAGCCAUGUUUCUCGAUCCAUACUUUGACCAGGCUGGAAAGGUGAUGGAGAUGCCACCAGACCAUCUUAAGAUUGUCUUCUCCAUCUUCAUGACUUACCCGUAUGCCUACUUGUAUAACCGGCUGCCCAAUAAUCCAAAUAUCAAGCACUUGUAUUCCAUUGUUUUGACAUGCGUUACGAUGCUCUGGUUUCACCGAAUAUAUGAAGGUUUUGCACAUAUCAUCAUCAGCUCUAUCAUCACGUUGGUUGUUACGAAAUAUUACAAGGAUAAGCGUAUGCCAUGGGUUAACUUUGUUUUGCUCAUGAUUCAUAUGUCUAUAAGUCACAUCCAGCGCCAACGACAAGGUCACCUUGGCGACGAUCAGUUUGAUCAUACGGGUCCUCAAAUGGUAUUGGUCAUAAAACUGACUUCUUUUGCGUUCAACGUGUUUGACGCUACCCAACCUUCCGAGAAAUUGACUGACUACAACAAGACAAUGAUGGUCCGAGAGUUCCCGAGCCUUAUUGAGUACUAUGGAUGGGUAUUGUUCUUUGGUGGCUUUAUUGCUGGUCCGGCCAACGAGUAUAUGGAUUAUAAGCGAUUUGUGACUAUGGAAGUCUUCCGAGAUGCCAAUGGAAAGAUUGUUCGCCCCUCGGCCACCAAAGCUACCUUGAAACUUUUUGCUCAGGGGUUGUUUUUCAUAUUGAUCUUGGCCACAGUUGCACCUCAUUUCUCUUAUUUCGAAUGUUUAAAACCUUGGUACUUGGAAAUGCCGUUCUGGAAGCGGUUCUUGUUCAUUCAAGCCGCAGGUUUCUCUUCCCGUGUAAAGUACUAUGCCGUUUGGCUUUUGGCAGAAGGCGCAUGUGUACUUUGUGGUCUUGGAUUCAAUGGAUAUGAUAAGGAUGGCAAGGCUCGGUGGAACAGAGUCAGUAACAUUCGUCCUUUCACCUAUGAGACGGGUGAAAGUAUCAAGGUGUUGUUGGAAUCUUGGAAUAUGCGUACCAAUGUGUGGUUGAAAAACUAUGUGUAUUUGAGAGUUUCUAAGGGUAAACCAGGAUUUGGUGCGACGGUCGCUACCUUUGCCACAUCUGCUCUAUGGCAUGGGUUCCAUCCUGGAUACUACUUAACGUUCGUAUCAGGAUCAUUGGUGCAGAAUGUAGCCAAGAAGUUGCGUCGUCUAGUGCGACCCUUCUUCUUUACACCCGACUUGAAACAUCCUCUUCCAACAAAGCGCAUCUACGAUCUUUAUGGAUACAUUGCCUCGCAGUCCUCCAUUAACAUGAUUGCUGGACCUUUUCUGGUUCUAGAACUGAAUGGAUCUCUUCGUGUAUGGAAAUCAGUUUACUUUUACGUUCAUGUAGCCGUCUUUGUCAUUGAAGGCCUGUUUGCCGCUGGACUGGGUAAGAAGUUGAAAGAAGUUCAAAAGACGAGAGCAGAAAAGGCGGGCGUCCAGCUGCAGGAGAUCAAACCUCGCGAUGACAAGGUGAUUGUCAGUGAAGUAGGCGUGGAGUUUGCCGAUGAAGGCGGCGUUAGAGUCGGCAAGAAGAAGCUUCAAUAGGUAGCCUCAUCUACAUAGCAUCAUUACUUAAAUUACUAUCAUCGACAUAUAGAAUAUUAUACACCGUGUCAAUGAAAACUGUUAAACCCAGGUUACUCAAUCCUAAAAUGGGCAAUUAGACUUCAGUUUGCGUAG